ACUAUCAAAAGCCACAACAAUACAACAGCCAUCUUUCUAUUAUGAGAGGCCAAUAAUAUCUCCAAAAUAGAAGAGUAGUCUCCGCCUGCCACCACCACCGCCACCAGCAACCCUAGAAAGAACAAGAAAAUCUCACUCUAAAUUCUGUAGAGAGAGACACAGAGAGAGAAGAAUGGAUCAUGGUCAUGACAUGCCAGGAAUGGGAGGCAUGACUCCAUCAUCAACCAUGAACAACACCAAUUCAACUGGAGGAGGAAUGAUGAUGCACCAUCACAAGAUGAUGAUGCACAUGACAUUUUUCUGGGGCGAAAAUGCUGAGAUUCUCUUCUCAGGAUGGCCUGGAGCUAGAACUGGGAUGUAUGUUUUAGCUUUGAUUUUUGUUUUUGUUCUUUCUUUUCUUGUUGAGUGGUUAUCUCACAGUCGCCUCAUUAAGCCUGGCUCUCCCCAUGUUACCGCUGGUUUAAUUCAGACUUUGUUGCACACUAUGAGAGUUGGUUUGGCCUAUUUGGUUAUGUUGGCUGUUAUGUCAUUUAACGGUGGUGUUUUCUUGGUGGCUGUGGCUGGCCAUUGCCUUGGAUUCUUGAUUUUUGGCAGUAGGGUUUUCAAGAAAACACCUCCUGCAGCUAAAACAUCUGAUCUUCCUCCAAUGAGUUGUUAGAAUCAUUUUCAUACAAGGAAAAGGGUGUUGGCUCUUGGUUUUUAUUUGCAUUUGCAGAUUCUCCAGUUACAGUUGCUUUUUCUAUUUUCUCUUUUUGAGGAAUAACGUGAAUUGGUCAGACAAAUCACUUGUUUGUAGAAAUUGAAUAUGAAUGAAUGUUAUUUUUUGUUUGAUUUAGGUGUAGAGUUUGUAAUCUAAAUUAUCAAAUAAAACCCUAAAUUUUGUGUUCUU
Molecule: messenger RNA, 889 nt
Organism: Ricinus communis (castor bean)
Lineage: Eukaryota; Viridiplantae; Streptophyta; Magnoliopsida; Malpighiales; Euphorbiaceae
Product: copper transporter 1
Exons: 1
Coding region: 173-658 (161 amino acids)
Biological process (GO): copper ion transmembrane transport; intracellular copper ion homeostasis
Cellular component (GO): plasma membrane
Molecular function (GO): copper ion transmembrane transporter activity
Source: RefSeq, a predicted model, not a curated record